Molecule: messenger RNA, 932 nt
Organism: Mizuhopecten yessoensis (Yesso scallop)
Lineage: Eukaryota; Metazoa; Mollusca; Bivalvia; Pectinida; Pectinidae
Product: peptidoglycan-recognition protein SC2-like
Exons: 5
Coding region: 40-885 (281 amino acids)
Biological process (GO): peptidoglycan catabolic process
Molecular function (GO): zinc ion binding; N-acetylmuramoyl-L-alanine amidase activity
Source: RefSeq, a predicted model, not a curated record
CUUAUCGCCAGGAGUUAAACUUUCACAAACGUGUGCAUCAUGUCGCUCCUUAUAUUGAUAGCGGUGGCAAGUCUCCAUAUUGUGGUCGGUUCCGACACGGCAUGUAUGAAUCACGGAGGACAUUGUCAGGAUGAGAGCACUUCCUGUUCCGGUAACUACGUCAGCAAUUUGUGUUCGGGAUCUGCAUCCAGAAGAUGUUGUUUGCCGUCUGCGUCAUCAGGUCAAUGUUCCGAUAUUGGAGGCAAAUGUCAGGAUGAUCAUCUGUACUGUACCGGAUCUUACGUCACAGGGAAGUGCAGUGGAGAUGCUACUAAUCGUUGCUGCACAUCGCAUCACAUAGGAGGAACUGAUCAAUCGAUUUGCGAUAACAUAAAAGUUAUUUCCCGUGAUACUUGGGGUGCGACAAGGCCAACCCACGUGACUACAUUAAAUCAUCCCGUACACUUGUUCUUUGUACACCAUACGGAAGGUCGAACGUGUCAUAACGAGGCUGAGUGUGCUAGCGUACUCAAAGGUGUUCAGAACUACCACAUGAACUCCAGAGGCUACAGCGACAUCGGCUACAGCUUCCUGAUUGGUCAAGAUGGACGUGUGUAUGAAGGAAGAGGUUGGGGCGUGGUCGGCGCUCAUACGUUGCACUACAACUCACUGGCUUACGCCGUCUCCUUUAUGGGGAACUUCAUGAACUCACUGCCACCAGCAAGCGCCCUUAACGCCGCCAAGGCUCUCGCGCAGUGUGGGGUCAGCAAAGGUCAUAUCCAAAGUGGUUACAGUUUGUUUGGCCACCGUGACGUAGGAAACACGGACUGUCCAGGAGACCAACUGUAUGCAGAGAUAAGAACUUGGGGAAGAUAUAACAUCACCCACUCGUCGACCAUACACUGAGUCUUAUGUGUAAUUUCAUUUUACGUCGAAGAGAAAUAAACAGGAAA